AUGUCGAAUGCUAAUGCAGCGUCUGAGAUUGCUACCUUCGCAGCGGGGUGCUUCUGGGGCGUAGAGCACAUCUUCUUGAAGCAUUACCCACCUUCCCAGAACAAAGGGAUCUUGAAAACCAGCGUUGGGUACACCGGCGGAAACCCGCUUGUCAAGAACCCGGAUUACAAGACGGUGUGCACUGGGGCGACAGAUCAUGCUGAGGCGGUGAAGAUCGAGUUUGAUCCUUCAAAGGUCACAUAUGCCCAGCUUGUGGAGUUCUUUUAUCGCACCCAUGAUCCGACGACUGAGAAUCGCCAAGGAGGUGACACCGGCACUCAAUAUCGGUCUGCAAUCUACACUCACUCUCCAGAGCAAGCGGAGAUAGCGCAGCGAGUUACGACCGAGGUGCAAGCCAAGCAUUUCACGCCCCGGGGAAAGAAGAUCGUUACCGAAAUCACUGCUGCUGGCGAAUGGUGGGACGCUGAGGACUAUCACCAGCUCUACCUGUUCAAGAAUCCGAGUGGAUAUCAAUGCCCGACGCACCGUCUUCACUGGUGA
Molecule: messenger RNA, 540 nt
Organism: Pleurotus ostreatus (oyster mushroom)
Lineage: Eukaryota; Fungi; Basidiomycota; Agaricomycetes; Agaricales; Pleurotaceae
Gene: MXR1
Product: Peptide-methionine (S)-S-oxide reductase
Exons: 4
Coding region: 1-540 (179 amino acids)
Molecular function (GO): peptide-methionine (S)-S-oxide reductase activity
Source: RefSeq, a predicted model, not a curated record